Owenia fusiformis is the source of this 2117-nucleotide messenger RNA. The record is from the annotation of a GenBank genome assembly. NCBI's taxonomy places the organism in Eukaryota, Metazoa, Annelida, Polychaeta, Sabellida, Oweniidae.
CCUUGAUAUAGUCAGAGAUCUAAUGCGAUAUUUAAACCAGUGCUGAGGAUAUAACUUAUGUGUAGCCUGGUAACAUAAUGAAACAAAGAAUAAAACGAUAAAGUUAGUAGGCAGUAAAUAUUAGUAGCGUUUGUUUAAUUCAAUCAUUUAAAAAUUCAUUAUUAACGUAAUAUAAUGUUAAAUAAUGUCACAUAUAUAUUGUGAACGAAAACAGUGCAACAGAUGAAGAACUAUCCCUUAUAUUAAAAGGUGAGGACACAUGUUACACAUUGUUUACAUAUGUUAUACCUACAAUGUAAUUUAUGACAGUCAUUCCGAGUACUUAUUGGAAUCCUUAAAAACCAGGAAUACAGUUUGGCGAAACGCAAUAGCAACGCAUGCUAAUGAAAAAUUUUGAGGAUUUUGGAAAACACCAGCAGACAUGGGUAAAAUGAUUUACUUACGACGGAUAUCUGUUUUCAUAAUUGGAUAUCUUAUUUUUGUUAUACCAUCUUACUUAAUAUUCAUGCAGUACAAACACACAAAAGUGUUAGACGAUUCAAACGAAAAUGAAAAAUAUCUCGAUAAAUAUAUAGAAACUAGGACGCUGUUAUACUCUGAAGAUAGCAUGAGGGGAAGAACGUUUUCAACUUUACAAAAUUCAACUAUUGCAGAGGAUAACAAUACUAUUUUCUCAAAAGAUAAUCAUAAAAAGUCCCAAGUGUCUUACCCAAGAAUCCUUUGCUGGGUGAUGACUAGCCCAGACGAUUUAUUAAGAAGGACAAUUCACAUACAAAACACGUGGGCUCGCCAUUGUGAUAUUGAUCUUUACAUGAGCUCAGAAGAAAACAAAACGUUUCCAGCUGUUGGUUUAAAUGUCACGGAAGGGAGAAACAACAUUGGUAUGAAAUCUAAAGCAUCAUGGACAUACAUCUACGAACAUUAUCGUGACAAGGCGGAUUAUUUCAUGAAAGUAGAUCCGGACAGUUUCAUUAUUAUUGAAAAUUUAAAACAUUUUCUGACCGACUAUGACCCUUCAGCGCCAGAAUUUUUUGGCCAUAUUUUUAAUCUUAACGGAGAUACCAAGAAGAAAUAUAUGGCAGGAGGGUCAGGGGUUAUUCUAAGUCAAGAGUCUCUAAAACGUCUUGUCACCAUCGCCUUCAAGAAUUAUACAUGGUGUAUGCCAAACGGACAAGCCGAAGACUUUAAAUCCGGGUAUUGUUUGGGAUUAGUUGGUUGCACCCCUAUGAAUACCACAGACUCAAAGGGAAGAGAGCGCUUCAUGGUGUUCAAUCCUAAAGCACAUUUGAUCGGCAACUACCCCGAAUGGUAUUUACGUUAUGAUAGCAACAAUGGCAGAAUAAAGGGUAUAAACUGCUGCAGUGAUUUCCCUAUAGGCUUCCACUACAUCAAACCAGAUGAGUUGUAUCUUUUGUACUACUUGAUUUACAACGCUCGCAUCGUUGAUGACAAGAUACUUCUAAGGGAGGACGCUAAACCUAUGAAAGAUCUACUUUUAAAGGAUCUCAAUAAAGUCGUUAUAGGGCAGAAGAUUGCAAAACUCACACCACUUCAAAAGAAAAUGAAUGAAAUAUAUGGAAAGGCACGGAAACAGGCUGCAGUGAAACAAGAAUCAUUAAAAAACAAUUCUCAUGCACUGAGCUAAGGGCAGCAAAAUCAUUUAUUAAGUAAUUAAUUAUUCAUGUCAUCGUUUAAUUUCGAAACAACUGAGUCCUACCAGAAAGGCUCUUUAAGUGAUGUGAGUAAAAUCAUUGAAUGAGUUUUAACUUUUCUCCUAGGCCUUAUAAGACAAAACAUGAAGCAAUUUUGUCGAUUGAGAUAAUAUCAAGAUGAAAUGACAGGGACCAGUCAGUGACGUCUUUGCUAGGGUGUCCGUAGCAUGCUUGACGACGCGUUGCCAUCGUCCAGUACCACUCACGACUGAGACUAUGAGCUAGUGAUCACCAAUCAUUCAAUACACGCAAUACGAAAUAAUGGAACGUAAAAGGUUAUUAGCUAAUAUCAGAGUACCCUGCGCGCAGAGUCUAGUUAUAAACUACAGACGGAGCGAAGUGAAGUGAAGUUGAACGAAUGCAAAGGGUAAUAUCAGACAUAUUACAUCUAUAAAACUUUUUAUA